Molecule: messenger RNA, 7742 nt
Organism: Mobula hypostoma (lesser devil ray)
Lineage: Eukaryota; Metazoa; Chordata; Chondrichthyes; Myliobatiformes; Myliobatidae
Gene: ndor1
Product: NADPH dependent diflavin oxidoreductase 1
Exons: 16
Coding region: 854-2650 (598 amino acids)
Cellular component (GO): cytosol
Molecular function (GO): flavin adenine dinucleotide binding; NADPH-hemoprotein reductase activity; FMN binding
Source: RefSeq, a predicted model, not a curated record
UGAGGGGUGUCUGAGGGUGACGAUAGGGAAUGAGUAUCUGAGAGGAGUGAGGGCUGUCUGAGGGUGACGAUAGGGAAUGAGUGAGAGUAGGAGAGUGAGGGGUGUCUGAGGGUGAUGAUAGGGAAUGAGUAUCUGAGAGUAGGAGAGGAGUGAGGGCUGUCUGAGGGAGUUGUGGGUGAGGAAGGGGAAGGGAGGGAUGAUGGUUGGGGAGGUAAGUGAGGAGUAUCUAAGGUGUGUGAGGUUUAUUUGAAGGUAGGUGGGACAUGCCCGUGUGUGGGUCAGUUGAGUGAGAGUGGCUGAGGUGACCGAGAUGAGUGAGGGAUGUCUGGACGGGUGAGUGAAGAUGAACGUUGAUGGGUUCUCGAGUGAGGGAGAUCUCGGGUAGGUGAGGAUAGUAAGGGGCUUGGAUGUGGGACUGUUGAGAUAAGUAAAGGGGCUGCCAAGAAGAGAGAUGAGUGUCUUGGAAGGGUCGAGGGUGAUAGAGGGAUGAGGUUCUGGAGUUGGUUGGUGAUGAGAGUCAAAGGGAGGUAGAGAGAGUAAAACAGCCCUAGCAUAUUGAAAGUGGUCAGGGAGAGUAGGGAGGUUUAGGAUGGUUUGGCAAGUGAAAAUGAUAUGGGGAGAGAAAGGGAGCAUGGAGGGUGGGGGGGGGGGGGGAAGACACCUGUUCAUGUAAUCUGGAAAGUGUGACGAGAUAAUAUUGCAAACCUAUUUUGUCCAUGAACACCAAAUGAAAAAGUGACCAAUUGUGAAGAACUGUAAUCUUGUGCACAUAAUGGGAAGCAAGAGGUGUUACAUCUACUAUGCUACAGGACUUUGUUCAAAUUGUAUUCUGAAGCUGAUACUGUGGUGAUGUAUGAUGGAGGAGCGGAAGCUGUUGGUGUUGUUCGGUAGCCAGACUGGCACGGCACAGGAUGUGGCCGAGCGGAUUGGCAGAGAAGGAGUACGUCGCCAUUUUGUAUGCCGGGUUUUGCCUUUGGAUAGUUACACAAUAGCUGACCUGAUCCAGGAGCCUCUGGUGGUGUUUGUGUGUUCCACCACAGGCCAGGGUGAACCUCCAGACAAUAUGAAGAAAUUCUGGCGGUUUAUCUUCCGACGGAAUCUUCCUGCUGCCUCUCUCUCCAUGGUGAAUAGUGCUGUCCUUGGUCUUGGAGAUUCUUCCUACCCCAAGUUCAACUUUAUUGCCAAGAAGCUGAGUAAGCGUUUGAUGCAAUUAGGAUCCAAUAAACUACUACCAGUGGGAUUGGGUGAUGACCAACAUGAUCUGGGACCAGAUGCUGUAAUUGAUCCAUGGCUAAAAGAAUUCUGGGAACACGCUUUAAGAAUCUAUCCUCUUCCGCCAGGGUUAACCAUGCUUGGUGAUGAAGUCAUAUUGCCAUCAAAGUACCGCUUUCAGUUCGAGGAGGAUGCCACCAAUGGCUUAUUAGUCAGACCUUUUGACACCAGCAGACAAGUUCCAGGUCCAUCCUCACAGCUCCACCCAUUCUCUGCCCGGAUGAUCGGCAACAAAAGGGUCACAGAUGACGACCACUUCCAGGAUGUGCGACUGAUCACCUUUGAUAUCACUGACUCCGGCAUCGAGUACUCAGCAGGGGACGUGGCAAUGAUUGAGCCUCGAAAUUCACCAGACAGCGUGGAGCAGUUCUGUCAACUCUUUGGUCUGGAUCCAUGUAAAAGUUUUAUCCUGAAGCCCAAUGAUGCAGCAACACCGCUUCCCGCUCGAUUGCCACAGCCGUGCACAAUUCAGUACCUAGUUGAGCGAUAUCUGGACAUUAACUGCGUCCCCCGACGCUCCUUCUUCGAGCUUCUAUCGUACUUCUCUCCUGAUGAGUUAGAGCAGGAGAAGCUGAAGGAAUUCAGCUCAGCCGAGGGCCAGGAAGAGUUGUACAGCUACUGCAACAGACUUCGGAGGACCACUUUGGAGGUUCUGUUCGAUUUCUCGAAGACGACAACUGCCGUCCCAGUUGAUUAUCUCCUUGACCUCAUUCCUGAAAUUCGACCACGGGCUUUUUCCAUCGCUUCUUCCCAGUUGGCUCACCCCGGACAGAUUCAGAUUCUGAUGGCAGUUGUUCAGUACAAGACCAAGUUGAAGAAGCCUCGCCGUGGUGUGUGUUCCAGUUGGCUGGCAUCCCAGAACCCACAGCAGGGUGAUGUGUAUGUGCCACUGUGGGUGAAGAAGGGGAUGCUGCAGUUUCCUACAGAUACUGAAACACCCAUUAUCAUGGUCGGACCAGGCACAGGGGUGGCACCAUUCCGAGCAGCAAUACAAGAACGUGUUGCAAAAGGGAGAAAAGGCAACUACCUGUUCUUUGGCUGCCGUGGGAAAUCAAAGGAUUUCUUCUGUCAAGCUGAGUGGGAGGAUCUGCAGCACAAGGGCUUGCUGAGCCUCUUCACAGCUUUCUCUCGGGAUCAGGAUCAUAAAAUAUACGUCCAGCAUCGUAUAAAGGAGAAUGGAGCUGUGGUUUGGGACUUGAUCGGGAGCAAAAAGGCAUGCUUCUACAUUGCAGGCAAUGCCAAGAUGAUGCCAGCACAGGUCACCGAUUCCUUGAAGUCUGUUUUCCAGUCAGAGGGAGGCCUUUCUGACGCUGAAUCUGAGCACCUCCUUGUGGAACUGGAACAAGGCAAAAGGUUCCAGACGGAGACCUGGUCGUGAAGUCACGUACCCGGGCUCGGAGCCCAGACCGCAGGACGUGCCUUCUGCAAUGGGGUGUCAGUGAGUGCUGUCUGAUCACGGAUCACUCAACUGUGGGUUAGGAGCUCUUCCCUGCUUCUUCCACCCGAUCGCUCACUGCUGAAGUGAAAGAGAUUGCACGUUGCGAUAUAAUUUAUCAAACAGAAGCAUUUCCCAUGAGAUGACUGGUCCGUCAGAACACACUAAAUGUGACUGUUCAGUGAAAUAACUUGGAUAAAGGCAGCAAUAGGCUGCUGAACAGUCUCUGCCUUGCUUGUGAUGUUGUGCUGAGCAUGAUCACAGGCUCUGAGGCCACAGCUGCGUGAAGUAACCUGAUGGAGCUGAGAACUUUUGCGCCCCGCUCAUACUUCACAGGGGUCAUUGAGGGAAGCAGGCCUUCAGCCCAAUUCAUCCGUGCUGUCCAAGGUGACUUCCUGAGCUAGUCCCAUUUGCCUGUUCUUAGCCCAUUUGCCUCUAAAUCUUUUCCAUCCAUGUGCCUGUCUCAAUGCCUUUUAAACAUGAUUCCCUUCUCAAGAUGGUGCUUGAGAGUGGUGACUGAGGUGAGCUGCUCUCAGUAGAUCCACUCAUUUCAUUGUAAUUAUACCUGCUUCUGCCUCUUCUUCCACAUGCCCACCACCCUCUGUGUGAAAAAUAUACCCCUCAGGUCCCCUUUCAAAUCUUUCCCCUCUCACCUUAAACCUAUGCCUUCCAGUUUUACACUCUCCCCACUGGGGAAAGGACUGUGAUUAUUUAUCCUUUCUCUGUGCCCCGUAAUUUUGUAAGCCCUGAAAAGGUCACCCCUCAGUCUCCUUCGCUUCAGGGAGCUCCAGGGAGAACAGCCUCAGCCUAUCCAAUCUCUCCUUAUCACUCAAGCUGUCCUGUCCUGGCAACAUCCUAGUGAAUCUUUCCUGCACCCUUUCUUGCUUAAUAACAACCUUCAUCUUGCACGGUGACCAAACUGCAGUAUUCCAAGUGCGGUGUCAAUAACAUCUUGUACAGAUGUAACAUGAUGUCCCAACUCCUGGAAUCAAUAUCCCGACCAAUGAGAGCAAGCAAGGAUGUCAUACAGGUGUUGUAUAAGCUGCAAUAGCGUUACUGUCCUUGCUUACUGGUCUUCCCUCUAGUCCUCUACCUCCCAGUCUUCCCCAUCUCACAAUAUGACAUUACUUCAGGUGAGAAUGGAGUUAGACCGUGGCUUAUCUUCUCCAUAACCACUUUGUUGUCCUGCCUGGAAUAGAUUUGAGGCUGUCACAGUGACAUGGCUGAUGGAGCAGCUGUUUCACAGCUCUAGAGACCUCUGUUCAGACCUGACUUGGGCUGCUCUUUGCACGUUCUCCUGGUGACUACAUGGAUUUUGCCCAGGUACUCCGUUUUCCUCCACAGCCCAAAGGCAAGCAGGUUGGAAGGUUAAUUGCCCUGGAUGUAAUUGCCCCUAGGUUUGAACCUAGGGGUAGAUAUUGAAAAUAAAAUGGGAUUAAUGUAGCAUUGAUGUCAAAGUCAAGUUCAUUGUCAUAUGCACUAACGCAAUGAAAACUUACUGCAGCAUCACAGGUACAUAACAUCUUAUAAGCAGCAUUCACAAGAAAAACAAACUAAACACAAAUUAUACACUUUUUACAAGAAAGAACACAAAAUCAAGAAAACUUGAAGUCCAUUUUAGUACAAAGUGUUUAAAGAGAUUUCAGUAUUGCUAAACUGUAGUGAUUACUGUUGUGCAAGUUGAUUCAAGUACCCAAUUGUUGAAGGGAAGUAGCUGUUCUUGAAUCGGAUGGUGUGUGACCUCAGGCUUCUGUACCUCCUGCCUGGUGAUAGUUGUGAGAUGUAAAUGGGUGGUUGGUAUGGACUCAAUGGGCUGAAGGGCCUAUAUUCCUUUUGAAACUAUAUAUGACUGUUUGGUAACUGAACACCAGUUGCCAAAUAGAAAAUUAUGAAUUACUCACAGGCACCAUACAAAAAUAUUUCUCCUCCUCAUCUCAGUUUAAAUGGCCUUAGCGGUACCCAAACCUAACCCCAAGUUCCAGAUUCUAGUGGAAGUAACGGCUCAAUAACUAUCCCAGAAUUGUGCAUGUCUCAAUGGCGUUAGCUCGUGUUGAUCUAACCUCCAGUUUAUACAGGCCCAUCUUGUUCCAUAUCUCCUCAUUCUGGGAAUUGCUGCAAUAUAUCAGGAUCCAUGUAAACUUGAAUUAAAGAAAAAGAUGAGAACAGAGAGAGCAAAAUCACUCCAGAAAUGUUUCUCUUCUCUAUACUCAUUUCCUGUGCGAGUCUGGGAUCCAUUCAACAAACCUUAAGAAUCUGGUGUAUAUAAUCAAACUAGUGAAAUUAAUAAAUUAAAAUAAGAUAGUUGGUUGCUGUCUCUAGGGGAAGCUGUAUCCUUGCUUCCCUAACUUGAUGAAAUAACAUUUAAUUGCCAGCCUUGUGACAAAGGCACAAGGACCAUUGUAAAGGAGGAAAACAAAACCUCCAUCCACCUCCCCAAACUAAGAUGAAAAAAUCUUUGAAUGAUACGGUGCAGGUUGCAUGAUAUUGGGAGAUGGGUGUGUGUUUUGUAGAUGUACUGAACAUAGUAAUUGAAAUGGAUGAUAAAUCUUAAUUGAACGGCAGAUCACAGACACACUUACUCACUAGACAACAGCACAACGUGGGAUGGUUAAUGUGGCUGAGGAGGGUGAGGCUGCUAUUGAUGUCAUAAGGCACUUUGAGAAACUGUCAUAUGUGAGAUUGAUUGAAAUUGAUGAAAUGGAGGCAGCACAGGAUUUGUUUUCUUAUGUUGCUAGGGAAUGCAGGAACUUGCAUCAACUGAAAUCUGUUUUAAACAUUUCCAGAAGAGGAAGUUUAAUUAUUAAAAAUGCAACAUGAUGAGUAACCACAUGAAUGAGAGGUGGAGAUUUGGUAAAAGCACUCGGAUGUCACGGACCUUAUAAAAACAGUCAUAGCUAAGUGUGACCCCACAAAAUCAUUCAAAGUCUUCCCAAAUCAGAAGCCCCGGAUGAACCAUGAGAUUCUCAAUCUGGUCAGAGGCAUUCAAGUCUGGCAACCAAGGAAAUUACAAGAGGUCAAGGCAUGAUCUCUGUAAAGCCAUCUUCAAAGUUCAAUGUAAAAUUUAUCAUGAGUUCAUACAUGUCACCACAUACAACCCUGAAAUUCUUUAUCUGUAGGCAUACUUAGCAAAUCUAUAUUCUGUAAACAGAAUCAAUGGACAACAAAUUGUGCAAAUGCAGAUAUAAAUAAAUAGCAAUAAAUAACAAGCAUGAAAUCACAAGAUAAAAGAAUCCUUAAAUGAGUGUAGUUAUCCCCUUUUGUUCAAGAGCCUGAUGGUUGAGGGGUAGUAACUGUUCUUGAAGCUGGUGGUGCGAGUCCUGAGGCACCUGUACCUUCUACCUGAUGGCAGCAGCAAGAAAAGAGCAUGGCCUGGGUGAUGAGGAUCUUUGAUGAUGGAUGCUGCUUUUCUACGACAGUGUUUCGUGUAGAUGUCUUCAAUGGUUGAGAGGGUUUUAUCUGUGAUGUACUGGGCUGAAUCCACUGCCUUUUGUAGGAUUUUCCAGUGAAAGACAUUGGUGUUCCCGUACCAGGCCAUAAUGCAGCAGCACACUUUCCACCACACACCUAUAGAAGUUUGCCAAGGUUUUUGAUGACAUACUGAAUCUCCGCAGACUCCUGAGGAAGUAGAGAUGCUGUUGUCCUUUCUUUGCUAUUAUAUUUCCAGGGCAGGUCGUCUGAGAUAGUGACACACAGGAAUUCCAAAUUACUGGCCCUCUCCAUCUCUGUUCCUCCAAUGAUUACUGGCUCAUGGACCUCUGGUUUCCUUCUCCUGAAGUCUACACUUCUUGGUGGACAAAGUGGCAUUUCCAGACUAAACUUGAAUUACUGAAUGAUGCUCGGCAGCUGUGGCAAAGCGUGAUUGCUAUCACCUCUUACAAAGUGAAACCAAACAACAUAGGUGACAACGGGGCUUUGUUUUUAAAUUAUCUCAAUGCCUUCUUUGCUCACUUUAACUGUCAAAAUAUGGAGGAACUUUCAUGAACUCCCACAGCCCCCUAUGAUCCUGUGAUCUCAAGUCUCCGAGGCUGAUAUGAGAGUGUUCUUGAGGAGAGUGAACUCAUGACAAGCACCUGGGCCAGAUGAGUUACUUGGCCAAGUAUUAAAGACCUGUGCUGAUCAACUGGCCAGAGUGUUCACAGAUCUUUAACCUCUCACUUUGGAAGACUGAGGUACCCAUGUGUUUCAAGCAGGCUUCAAUUAUACCGGUGCCUAAGAAGAACGUGGUAACCUGCCACAAUGACUAUCAUCCGGUAGCACUUGCAUUCACUGAGAUGAAGUAUUUUGAAACAUAUCAACUGUCUGAGAAGCGACUUGAAUCCUCCAAUUUGUCUAUGGAGCAACAAGUCCGCAACAGAUGCCAUAUCAUUGGCCCUUUGCUCAACCCUGGAACAUCAGGACAGCAAAGAUGCAGACAUCAGGAUGUUCUUUAUCGACUACAGCUCGGCAUUCAAUACCACCAUCCCCUCAAAACUAAUCAAUAAGCUUCAAGACCUUGCCCGUAAUACUUUCUUGUGCAAUUGGAUCCUCAAUUUCCUCACUUGCAGACACUAGUCAGUUCAGAUUGGCAACAUCUCCUCCACAGUCUCCAUUAACACAGAUACACCACAAGGCUGUGUACUUAGACCCCUGCUCUACUCGUUUUACACUUAUGACUGUCUGGUUAAGCACAGCUCCAGUGCUAUUUUUAAGUUUGCUGAAGACACCACUGUCUUCAGUUGAAUCUAAGGUGGUGAUGAAUCAGCAUAUAGGAGGGAGAUUGAAAAUCUGGCUGAGUGAUGCCACAACAACCUCUUAAUGUCAGCAAGACCAACGAGGUGAUUAUUGUGUUCAGGAGGAGAAAACCGGUGGUCCAUGAGCCAGUCCUCGUAGGGUCAGCAACCUUAAUUUCCUCUGCGUUAUCAUUUCAGGGGACCUGUCCUGGGCCCAGCACGCCAGUGCAAUUACGAAGAGAGAGUGGCAGUGCCUCUUCUUCCUUAGGAGUUCGUGAAGGUUCAGCGUGACAUCUAAAACUUUGACAAAUUUCUAUAGAUAUGUA